Molecule: messenger RNA, 4220 nt
Organism: Athene cunicularia (burrowing owl)
Lineage: Eukaryota; Metazoa; Chordata; Aves; Strigiformes; Strigidae
Gene: PAPSS2
Product: 3'-phosphoadenosine 5'-phosphosulfate synthase 2
Exons: 13
Coding region: 1-1845 (614 amino acids)
Biological process (GO): 3'-phosphoadenosine 5'-phosphosulfate biosynthetic process; sulfate assimilation
Molecular function (GO): ATP binding; adenylylsulfate kinase activity; sulfate adenylyltransferase (ATP) activity
Source: RefSeq, a predicted model, not a curated record
AUGCAAGAUGAAGCUUACCUCAAGUUAGCCUCCAGGGAAUCGACCAAUGUGGUUUACCAAGCCCAUCACGUCAGCAGGAGUAAGAGAGGACAAGUCGUCGGUACCAGGGGUGGAUUUCGAGGCUGCACGGUUUGGCUAACAGGCCUUUCUGGAGCUGGCAAGACAACCAUUGGCUUUGCUCUGGAAGAGUACUUGGUCUCUCAUGGCAUCCCUUGCUAUUCCCUGGAUGGUGAUAAUGUUCGUCAUGGCUUGAAUAAAAACCUGGGUUUCUCGGCUGGGGACCGCGAGGAGAACAUCCGCCGCAUCGCAGAGGUGGCCAGGCUAUUUGCUGAUGCUGGGCUUGUCUGCAUAACUAGUUUCAUUUCUCCUUUCACAAAGGAUCGUCAGAAUGCACGGAAAAUUCAUGAGGCAGCUGGGCUUCCUUUCUUUGAAAUCUUUGUAGAUGCUCCUCUAAAUAUUUGUGAAAGCAGAGAUGUGAAGGGCCUGUACAAAAAGGCAAGAGCUGGAGAGAUCAAAGGAUUCACAGGGAUUGACUCAAAGUAUGAGAAGCCUGAAUCUCCUGAACUAGUCUUGAAAACGAAUGUUGCGUCGGUGUCUGAAUGUAUUCAGCAGGUUGUGGAGCUCCUCCAAACACAAAACAUCGUGCCCCAUGGCUCAAUUAAGGAUGUUCUGGAGCUGUUUGUGCCUGAAAACAAACUUGAUAGUGUCCGAGCUGAAGCGGAGAUGCUGCCAUCCGUGGAGAUCACUAAGCUGGAUCUGCAGUGGGUGCAGGUGUUGAGCGAAGGCUGGGCCACUCCGCUGACCGGCUUCAUGCGCGAGGCAGAGUACUUGCAAGUGAUCCAUUUUGGCACCCUGCUCAAUGACGGCGUAGUCAACCUGAGCAUCCCGAUCGUGCUGCCCAUCUCCACGGAGGACAAGCAGCGCCUGGAGGGCUGCGAGGCGCUGGCGCUCAGCUACGCGGGGCGCAGGGUGGCCGUCCUCAGGAGCCCCGAGUACUUCGAGCACCGGAAGGAGGAGCGCUGCGCCCGUGUCUGGGGCACCACCUGCGCGAAGCACCCCCACGUCAAGAUGGUGAUGGAGAGCGGAGACUGGCUGCUUGGUGGAGACCUCCUUGUGCUGGAGAGGAUCAAAUGGAAUGAUGGGCUGGACCAGUACCGCCUGACACCGCUUGCUCUCAAGCAGAAGUUCAGAGAAAUGAACGCUGAUGCUGUCUUCGCAUUUCAGCUGCGCAACCCCGUCCACAACGGGCACGCCCUGCUCAUGCAGGACACACGGCGCCAGCUUUUGGAGAGGGGUUACAAAAACCCUGUUCUUCUGCUGCACCCCCUGGGAGGAUGGACCAAAGAUGACGAUGUCCCGCUGGAUUGGCGCAUGAAGCAGCAUGCAGCGGUGCUGGAGGAGCAAGUCCUGGACCCCAAGUCGACCAUUGUUGCCAUCUUCCCCUCUCCCAUGCUCUAUGCCGGCCCCACGGAGGUGCAGUGGCACUGCCGGGCUCGCAUGAUUGCUGGGGCCAAUUUCUACAUCGUGGGGCGUGACCCUGCAGGCAUGCCUCACCCCGAGACCAAGAAGGACCUCUACGAGCCCACACAGGGAGGAAAGGUCCUCAGCAUGGCCCCAGGCCUGACCUCAGUGGAAAUCAUCCCCUUCCGGGUGGCUGCUUACAAUAAACUGAAAAAGGCCAUGGAUUUUUACGACCCAAAAAGGCACGACGAGUUUGACUUCAUCUCGGGAACACGCAUGAGAAAGCUUGCUCGUGAAGGUGAAAACCCGCCAGACGGCUUUAUGGCCCCCAAAGCUUGGAAAGUCCUAACCACAUACUACCAGUCGCUGGAAAAGAAGAAUUAACGCUACUAGUCCUACCUAGAAAUACUUGUAUUAAGAGUGAGCAAUGAUUGAUUGAUUCCCUAUGACACAGAUCAGUUACUUGGCAUUUCCAGUGCUCUGACUGUAGGGUUUUCCUAUCUGGGUCAGAGGUUUUUUUACUAAUCAGAAAUACUUUGAGCCUGAUCUUUCUCCCCUCGAAGCUGCCAGGAGUGUCCCCAUGGAGCCGGGCCUUUCCUUCCCAGCUGAGCGUGGCUGCGGGAGACCCAGCACGGCCUCCAGAUGGGCCUACCUGGGUCAUUUUGGUGCCGCCAGGGCCACACACCCACCCCCAUACAGAGCUGGGACCUCGGCACCACAAUAAAAACGUGUCUUGUCAUCUGCAUGGAGCAGAAAUGAAGAAGUGCCUUUCUGCUACCCCUCACCCAGCGCUGCCCGAAGAUGCAGAAGCAGCCGCUGAAGUGAGGAGCAGCUGCUGCUGCUGGGGUGGGAGAGGAAAACGGGCACUCGAUGCUCGGAUCCAGUCACUGCCCUCCAGGUUGUGCUUUAUACAGUUUUUGAUAACAAACAGUGGGAUUUUUUUAACGUCUUUUUUUAAAAGGAUUUUUUUUUUUUAUCAGCCUUGACCAUCACCAGUUCCUUGUGGCCGAGAGAAUUGCUCACUGUUCUUCCUUGCUUCCUCCUGCUUGACCUCUCCACUCAAAACAAAACCAGGGCUCAGUGUUACUGGUGUUCCAAGUUCAGCUUUCCGUGGGGUCACUGCUGUGGCCAUCCCUGCGCUCACAGCCCCGUGGGCCCACGGGCAGGGGAAGCUGCCCUGGGAGGCACCGUAAAGCCUGGGAGAUCCCGGAGACCGCUCAGGGCAGUAAGCAAAAACGGGAUGCUGUUGGGUGUAUCCUCAAACCAUGCAGGAUGGGAAUCCCUCUUUCCUCUACCUGUGCUCCUCCCAUCCAAAGGGUGAAUUAAAGGCAAAACACAAAGCAAAAUCACAGCGUGAGGUGGGUCCGAGCAGCAGCACCUGUAACCCAGGUGAGAGGUGGCUCAAGUGCUUGCCCUCAUCCAUACCUGUAGACCUGCACGGGUCCAGGUGACCUCAUUUCACUUUGUAUCUGUGGGAUGGGGACGUUGCCUCCAGCCAGGGGGGAUGGCAGAAAAGUCCUUGGGUACCCCCAGCCUGCAAGGGGUGAUGGGGCCCAGCUGAGUGCCAGUGGCUGGUGGAAAGUUACUGCAGACUCUGCCUUCUUUUUUUUCCCUUCCCUUCCCCACACGGACUUUGCUGCUGUGCAUGAGGCUCCUCCGCUGGCUCCAGCUCCUGUGGUGACCUCUGGCAGGGCUUGGCAGCGACUCCGCACCGAAACUUUACCUGACCCCCUCUGCAUCUCGCCCCAGGCACAUCCUGCUGGGGCUGGUGUGUGUCUGGGGGGUGGUUGUGGUUUGAGCGCGAUGCCCUGCCUGGCUGGGACCCCUCAGCCGCCUGCCUGCGGGAAAGGGCUGGGCUGGGGCGCCGCCUCCCUGGCCACUGCAUGCACGUGGGAGGUUUAGGGGUUUUUUUUGGGAGGGGAAGACAACUAUGCACUUGUUAGUUAACGCAGCCACAUGAAUUGAUUUUUGUAUACUUGUCCUUUCUUAGUAGACACCCCAGGACCAGUCAGAAUGUGUUUCAAAUGGAAUGGAAAUAGAGCGUUCCCCUUUCUUGUGCUUCAGUUUUGAUGACAAAGGGCUCUGUGCUCAGUGACAGCAAUCACACCUCCACUCGUCCCUUGGGGUAGGGAGCUGCAUCACAAGCUAAAACCUGUUUUGCUGUGGCCAUGGUACAGUGUCCGAGAGUACGUAUGCGAUUUGGAACACUUCUGCAAAAAGUCUUUGCUCAUUUGUCAACUCUUUCGGGUUUAUUUUUUUGUAAUUUUUGUGAAUAUUUGGAGCAGAGAGUCCAAAGCUGUGUUAUACCUCAACAAAGAUGCUGCACCACCACCCGUGUCAGUGGCUGAAAGCCCACUCGCACCAGUGCCUUUUACACUCAGGCCCUCUGGCAGGGACCUGGAGGACAGAAGCAAUACUUCCAUUUACUUUUGCGAUAUUUGUAAUUUUUAAGUAGCGAACAGUGCUGUUGCUACUCAAAAUAAUCAAAUGGUUAAAAAAAACCCCAAACCUACAGUAAAUCCAAAUGGUUACAGCAAAACACAACUGUUGUAUUAUCCUUUUAAAAUAGCAUAGUGUACUGAUUACCUCUGAUUAAACUAGAAUACGUGGACUAGGAUUUUUUUUUAUAGUGUAUUUAUUAAAGACAUGAGACUGGAAUUUGUACUUCAACUGAUGCAUCUCAUGAUUUAAUAUAUUCUGAACUUGAUACUCUGCUACAAAACCCUCACUUUUAGUACAAAUAAAUAUUUAUACAUGUA